UUUGGUUACUGUCUCUGUUGUGGAAGUCAUUUUGCUGGUCCAGUGUAUGAAAUGAAGGACUACCUUGACUGGACGGAGAGAAAAGGCAUCUGGAAAUCUACUGAGAAAGGACAUCCAUCACCUUUUGGGGCAACUUUGAGGGCUCUUCUUCAAGCUGCUUUUUGUAUGGGGUUGUACCUCUACUUGGUGCCUCUUUACCCACUUACCAGGUUCUCUGACCCACUAUACCAAGAAUGGGGUUUCUUGAAACGGUUGAGUUACCAAUAUAUGUCGGGAUUUACUGCCCGGUGGAAAUAUUAUUUUAUCUGGUCAAUCUCAGAAGCCUCUAUCAUUAUUUCUGGCUUGGGGUUCAGUGGUUGGACAGACUCUUCUCCACCAGAACCACGGUGGGACCGUGCAAAAAAUGUUGAUGUAUUGGGUGUUGAGCUGGCAAAAAGUUCAGUUCAGUUACCUCUUGUAUGGAACAUUCAAGUCAGCACCUGGCUGCGACACUAUGUAUAUGAGAGGCUCGUACAGAAGGGAAGGAAGCCUGGUUUCUUCCAGUUGCUGGCUACACAGACUGUCAGUGCUGUAUGGCAUGGAUUAUAUCCGGGGUACAUUAUAUUCUUUGUUCAGUCCGCUUUGAUGAUUGCUGGAUCAAGAGUCAUUUACAGAUGGCAGCAAGCUACAAAAGGUACUUUGUUUGAGAAGAUACUAGCAUUGAUGAACUUUGCAUACACACUGUUGGUUCUAAACUACUCGGCUGUUGGCUUCAUGGUAUUAAGUCUGCAUGAAACACUCACUUCUUAUGGAAGUGUGUACUAUAUCGGAACCAUUAUACCGAUUGUACUAAUCCUGCUCGGUAAAGUGAUUAAGCCAGCAAAACCUGCAAGAUCUAAAGCUAGAAAAGAAGAGUGAGUUCUAUCAUGCUUCUCGAGAUUGGUUGCUUAGAUUUUUUUGUUGGAGAAAUAGCGCUUUGCUUCCGCUUCUUUUAUUUGUUUUAUGAGUCUGAAGAACAUCUGUUUCUGAUUGCUGGUAAAGCAAUUUGUUUGGGCACAAUAGGACCUCUAGCAUUGUUCCUUCCAAUUAACUGGCUGCAAAAAGUCAUGUAGCCAACUGUUAAGCAUCUUGAAAUUUUUUUGGCAUCGUUCAUCCGAUCUUUUUACAGAACGUAUAAUAUAACAUAACUUGAAAAUUA
Messenger RNA from Nicotiana tabacum (common tobacco), 1177 nucleotides. The record is from RefSeq and is a predicted model, not a curated record. NCBI's taxonomy places the organism in Eukaryota, Viridiplantae, Streptophyta, Magnoliopsida, Solanales, Solanaceae.